AUGAUGGGGCGGGCUGCUGGGCGCUGGAUUCCAGUGGUAGCGCUGCUUACGUUGCUAUCCCCGCCAGGUUGCUUCUUCGCACCUACGGGCCAGAUUCCGCGACUGUCCACCAAGGGGGGCUUCCAGCUUUCGAGGCUUGGUGUGGGCACAUGGCAGUGGGGCAAUAAGUUGCUUUGGGGGUACGACGAGAAGGACGACAGCGCCUUAAGAGAAGUGUUUCGAACCUUCACAGCUGGAGGCGCGAACUGGUUUGAUACUGGCGACAGCUAUGGCACUGGCGAGCUGGAGGGGCGAGCUGAAAUCCUUCUUGGACGCUUUAGCCGAGAGACCUUUGAAGAGACAGGCGAGUCUGUGAGACUGGCGACCAAGCUUGCAGCAUACCCCUGGAGGCUGACACCAGACUCCAUGGUGGAGGCCGUGCGCGCAAGCAACCAGCGUGUGGGCCGUACAGUGGACAUUGCUCAGAUGCAUUGGAGUCCACGUAGCUAUGGCUUUGGCUUCCAAGAGGAUGCCUUGUUGGAGGGUCUGUGCCGCUGCUACGAAGCUGGACUUUGCAGUGCUGUGGGGCUCUCGAACUUUGGGCCCAAAGGUCUCCGUCGUGCUGCGGCCAUCUUCGACACGCGCGGCGUGCCACUGGUCUUGAAUCAAGUGCAGUACUCACUCUUGUCAGCCGAGCGCGAGUCUGGUGUAGCAGAGGUUUGCAAGGAGCUCGGCGUGAGGUUGGUGGCCUACAGCCCUUUGUGUCUUGGAGUGCUCGCUGGAAAGUACAAGACCGGUCCUGAUGCACAGCUGCCAGACAACUUUCUGCGAUCGUUGCUGUUCUCCUCCCUACUUUCCGAUGAAGGCACCACAAAGUUAUUGGGCCUCCUGAAAGAGAUCGGAGACAGCCGGGGCAAAACAAUGGCUCAAGUGGCACUUAACUUUGCCAUGACGGAGGGUGGAGGCUGCAGCAUUGUUGGGGCAAGGAACCGCGCGCAAGCGCUGGAGAACCUCGGUGCCUGUGGAUGGGAGCUUUCGGAUGGUGAAGUGCGGUCGCUAGCUGAGGCGGCCCGGAAAGCUCCCAAAACGCAAAAGAACGCCUUCUUUUCGGACUAG
Molecule: messenger RNA, 1095 nt
Organism: Symbiodinium pilosum
Lineage: Eukaryota; Dinophyceae; Suessiales; Symbiodiniaceae
Source: the annotation of a GenBank genome assembly